AUGAAGGCCCUGAGGUUGACAGGGGCACUGCUUGUCUUGGCCAGUGUGCUGCAGGUGGCCCUGUCCCUGAGAAUUGUUUCCUUCAACAUCCAGACGUUUGGGGAGGCCAAGAUGUCCAACACCACCCUCUCCCAUUACAUCGUGCAGAUCCUGAGUCGCUAUGACAUUGCCCUGGUGCAAGAGGUCAGGGAUAGCCACCUGACAGCCGUGGGGAAGCUACUGGAUAAUCUCAACAAGCACUCACCAGACACCUUCCACUUUGUGGUGAGCGAGCCACUGGGACGCAGUACCUACAAGGAGCGCUACCUCUUCCUGUUCAGGCCUGACUUGGUGUCCGUGCUGGACAGCUACCACUAUGAUGAUGGCUGUGAGCCCUGUGGCAAUGACACUUUUGCCCGGGAGCCUGUGGUGGUUAAGUUCGGCUCACCCUUCACACAGGUCAGGGAGUUUGCCAUCAUUCCCCUGCACUCUGCCCCGAUGGAUGCGGUGGCGGAGAUAGAUGCGCUCUAUGAUGUCUACCAGGAUGUGCAGAAGAGGUGGGGGCUAGAGGACAUCAUACUCAUGGGUGACUUCAAUGCUGGCUGCAGCUAUGUGAGUGCCUCCCAGUGGGCAUCCAUCCGCCUUCGCACAAGCCCUACCUUCCAGUGGUUGAUUCCUGACUCAGCUGACACCACCGUCAAGUCCACACACUGCCCUUACGACAGGAUCGUGGUAGCUGGAACAACCCUCCAAGACAGCAUCGUGCCAAAUUCAGCCAGUCCCUUUGACUUUCAGGCUGCAUAUGGAUUGAGCAACCAGUUGGCGGAAGCCAUCAGUGACCACUAUCCUGUGGAAGUGACGUUGAAGUAA
Messenger RNA from Elephantulus edwardii (Cape elephant shrew), 849 nucleotides. It is a transcript of the gene DNASE1, whose product is annotated as deoxyribonuclease I. Gene Ontology annotation, molecular function: DNA nuclease activity. NCBI's taxonomy places the organism in Eukaryota, Metazoa, Chordata, Mammalia, Macroscelidea, Macroscelididae. The transcript is spliced from 8 exons. Gene Ontology annotation, biological process: DNA catabolic process. Gene Ontology annotation, cellular component: nucleus. Bases 1 to 849 code for a protein of 282 amino acids. The record is from RefSeq and is a predicted model, not a curated record.